Messenger RNA from Tarenaya hassleriana, 3426 nucleotides. Its product is annotated as auxin response factor 2. The transcript is spliced from 15 exons. The record is from RefSeq and is a predicted model, not a curated record. Gene Ontology annotation, molecular function: DNA binding; protein binding. Gene Ontology annotation, cellular component: nucleus. NCBI's taxonomy places the organism in Eukaryota, Viridiplantae, Streptophyta, Magnoliopsida, Brassicales, Cleomaceae. Bases 502 to 3039 code for a protein of 845 amino acids. Gene Ontology annotation, biological process: response to hormone; regulation of DNA-templated transcription.
UCUGGUUAAGCCGUGGUCGUCACACACACAGAAACAGAGAGAGAGAGAGGAAGAAGAAGAAAUAAGAGAGAGAAAGUAGAGAGAGAAAGCUAGAAGGGAGGAAGGCCUGUUGAUGUACGAGCUCUGUCACCUGCAAUCUGAUACCUGAAGAGAUAAAGAGAUAGAAGGCGACGAGAGAGAGAGAAGUGGAGAGAGGGAGAGAAAGAUAGGAGGGUUGAGCAUAAAUCAAGGAAAUUUGAGGAGAAUUUGGUGUUCCCUCCUUCGAUUCUAGGGUUUUUCUUUGUGGCAGUUUCAUCGGUACGUGUGCAGAGAAGCUGAGGGAGUGGUGAACGUGUGAGAGGGGUAGAGAAGUUGAAUUUGCAGUAUCGAGCACGCUCUGUGAUUUUUAUCUGGUUUCUGGUAGAGGCGAGCUGGAUCUGAGAAGUUCCUGAGAGUUUUUUGCCAUUUAGAAGCUGUUUUGGAUUCAGAUGAAACAGAUCUAAGCUUAGAAAACAUUGAGAAAUGGCGACUUCGGAGGUUUCGAUGAAGGGAAAUCCCAUGCACGGUAACGGAGAUGGCCUCUCCUCGGGUUACAGCGACCCUAAAGAGGCGAGGAACGCCACCGCCGGCGAGGGGCAGAAGAAUCAUUCUACACGAUCUGCUGUCGUCGACCCUGAGGCUGCGCUUUACAGGGAGCUAUGGCAUGCCUGCGCCGGUCCGCUAGUGACCGUCCCCAGAAAAGACGAUCGUGUCUUCUACUUCCCUCAGGGACACAUCGAACAGGUGGAGGCAUCGACGAGUCCGGGAACAGAGCAGCAGAUGCCGGUUUAUGAACUUCCGUCGAAGAUCCUUUGUCGGGUGAUUAACGUAGAUUUGAAGGCAGAGCCAGAUACCGAUGAAGUGUUUGCCCAAAUUACUCUGAUUCCUGAGGCUAACCAAGAUGAGGCUGCAGUCGAGACAUUGCCGCCUCCACCACCGCCUCCAAGGUUCCAGGUGCACUCGUUUUGCAAGACCUUGACUGCAUCGGACACAAGUACGCACGGUGGGUUUUCUGUGCUUAGACGCCAUGCCGAUGAAUGCCUUCCGCCUCUGGAUAUGUCACGACAACCUCCAACGCAGGAGCUAGUUGCUAAGGACUUGCAUAGAAAUGAGUGGCGUUUCAGGCAUAUCUUCCGAGGUCAACCACGGAGGCAUUUGCUCCAGAGCGGAUGGAGUGUGUUCGUUAGCUCCAAGCGGCUUGUUGCAGGAGAUGCAUUCAUAUUUCUGAGGGGUGAGAAUGGGGAACUACGUGUUGGAGUGAGGCGGGCAAUGAGACAGCAGGGAAAUGUUCCAUCUUCUGUUAUAUCUAGCCACAGCAUGCAUCUUGGCGUACUGGCUACUGCAUGGCACGCCUACUUGACGAAGACUAUGUUUACAGUUUAUUACAAGCCAAGGAAGAGUCCGUCUGAGUUUAUUGUUCCAUUUGAUCAGUACAUGGAGUCUGUCAAGAAUAACUACACCAUAGGUAUGAGGUUCAAAAUGAGAUUCGAAGGCGAAGAGUCUCCUGAGCAAAGGUUUACUGGAACAGUUGUCGGGUUUGAAGACGCCGAUCCCAAAAGAUUUCCAAACUCUAAGUGGAGAUCCCUCAAGGUAAGAUGGGAUGAAACCUCUACUAUUCCUCGACCUGAUCGUGUAUCUCCUUGGAAGAUAGAGCCUGCGCUUGCACCUCCUGCUCUGAGUCCUGUCCCGAUGCCGAGGCCAAAGAGGCCCAGACCUACCAUUGCGCCAUCAUCUCCUGAUUCUUCAGUGCUUACUCGUGAAGGCUCAUCUAAGGCAACCAUGGACCCUUUACCUGCAAGUGGACUUUCAAGGGUCUUGCAAGGCCAAGAUUACUCGUCCUUGAGAGGGAAACUCACAGAGAGUGUUGAGUGCAAUGCUCCCGAGAAUUCUGCUGUCUGGCCGCCCUCUGUAGAUGAUGAUAGGGUUGUGGUUUCUGUGUCUAGAAGAUAUGGAUCUGAGAACUGGAUGUCAUCGGGGAGGCAUGAGCCGACUUAUACAGAUUUACUUUCUGGAUUUGGGUCAAACGUUGAUACAUCCCACAAUCACCGGCUGCCUUUUACUGACCAUUCGGUGCGACCUUCUGGUCCUACGAAGAAACCAUUGGGUGGUCAGGAUGGCAAGUUCGAUUACGUCGGUAACCAGUGGCCAUUGAUUCACUCUGGCCUUUCUCUCAAGUUGCCCGAGUCAUCAAAGGUACCUUUUGUUGGCGAUGCCUCAUUCCAUGGACAUGUCAACGUUAAAUAUGGCAGAUCUAAAGAAUAUCCAGUGCUUCAUGGUCCCACCAUGGUUGAGAAUGCUUGUGGGAACUGGCCAAUGCCUCCUCAUGCAGUGAACUAUUUUGAGGAUAUGGCUCAGAUUAGGGAGCAUGUGGCAAAGCAACCUGCAAUGAGACAAGAGAAAGAGACUGGAAAAUCAAGAGAUGGAAACUGCAGGCUUUUUGGCAUUCCACUGGUCAGUCACUCGAUUGAGACAGAGCCGACAGAGCAAGUGUCUCAGACACAGAUCUUAUCGCCAAAGGUCCUGGAUCAAUCUGAUAAAUCUAAAGUACUAAAAUCAACAAAGGACCCACGAACCGAGCAGGUGGGAAGACAACCACAGACUGGUCAGAUCCAUCAGCCGGAAACUGCGCAUGGCAAAUCAAAUUCAACGAGGAGUUGCACGAAGGUUCACAAGCAAGGAAUUGCACUCGGUCGGUCAGUGGAUCUGUCAAAGUUCCAUGACUACAGUGAGUUAGUGGCUGAGCUCGAUAGGUUGUUUGAGUUUAAUGGGGAGUUAAUGGCUGCUCUGAAGAAGGAAUGGUUGAUUGUUUACACAGAUGAUGAGGGAGAUAUGAUGCUUGUCGGAGACGAUCCAUGGCAACACAUUGGUAUGAAAUGGCAGGGAGUUUUGUUGCAUGGUAAGGAAGAUAUUCAUAUACACAAAAGAGGAAGUGCGGAAGAUGAACCCGGGGGCUCUGAAUGCAAGGAGCGAGGAAGAUGCAGCUGUUGCAGAAGGAUCCGACGCCAAGUCUGCAUCGAAUAAUGUCAAGAAAGGCCAGCAUUCAUGCCAAGGAGUCGAGGGAGUGAAGAAGGAGCAAAGUGCAAUUGAAACUACCGUCUCCACCCCUUUCUCCCCUUAAUCUCAGACCACACACUCACUCUGCAAGCUCCUCUGAAUUUACGGGUGUGUAUAUAUAUAAAGAAAAUCCAAUUUUGGAAGUAUUUCGUGGGCCUUAGCUUAGUAUCUCUUUUGGCAUUAUAAAUAAUAUAUAUAUAUAGCUGAAUGAAAACGUGGAAUGCCCUUAUAUUAUUACACCGAUGGGUGUGGAGGUCUUGUUAUUAUUGUUGUUAUAGGUAUUUCCAGUGUACAUAAAUUGAAGCGUCUUUGCGUGUAGUAAGGAUUUUGCUGGAGGCAGUAUUCACUUCCGUA